Molecule: messenger RNA, 3599 nt
Organism: Platichthys flesus (European flounder)
Lineage: Eukaryota; Metazoa; Chordata; Actinopteri; Pleuronectiformes; Pleuronectidae
Gene: zfp36l1a
Product: zinc finger protein 36, C3H type-like 1a
Exons: 2
Coding region: 190-1308 (372 amino acids)
Molecular function (GO): metal ion binding; mRNA binding
Source: RefSeq, a predicted model, not a curated record
GAGGGGGAGUUCUGCAGGGUCACUAAAUACACAGGAGCAGCAAAUCCCUCAAAAAAGAAAUAUAUAUAUAUAUCUACCCCCAAAAAAAGAAAUACCUCCAGAGAAGAGGAGAAGCCUCCGCAGAGCUGCUGCGAACUUUCUGAUAAGAGAGUUUCCUCCUGCUUCGACUCGAGUCCGCUCGCUGCAAAGAUGACCGCAGCCGUGGUGUCGCCUUUCUUCGACUUCGAAAUAAUGAACAAGAACAACAAAUUGCUCGGCUUCAACAACAACCUGGGCGCCCCCCAUCCCAUGUCUGUCCCUUGCACUGGUGCCAAUGUGCCCAUCUCCAGCCCCACCGGAGCCCUGCUGGACAGGAAAGCGGUGGGAUCUCCCUCCGUGGGGGGUGUGUACCAGCGGCGGCACUCUGUCAGCAGCACAAAGUUCUGCCAGAACCAGUUUCUGAACAGCCUGAAGGCAGGGGACCACUGCUCGCUCAUCUCAGGGCUCGGCAACGGCGGCAGCAACAAGGAGAACCGCAUGCGAGACCGCUCCUUCUCUGAGACAGGUGAGAGGCUCAUGAACAAGUGCCUGGGCCCGGCCAGUCCCACCGGCAGCAGCAGCCAGGUGAACUCCAGCCGAUACAAGACGGAGCUCUGCAGGCCCUUCGAGGAGAACGGCUCCUGCAAGUACGGCGACAAGUGCCAGUUUGCUCACGGGAUCCAUGAACUGCGCAGCCUGAGCCGCCAUCCCAAAUACAAAACUGAGCUGUGCCGCACCUUCCACACCAUCGGGUUCUGCCCAUACGGGCCUCGCUGCCAUUUCAUCCACAACGCUGAGGAGCGGCGCGGACCCCCCCAGCAGUCCUCCCCUCUAAACUCUUCCAACAAGAUGGAGAGGCCCCGGCUGCAGCACAGCUACAGCUUCGCAGGCUUCUCCAGCUCCGCCGGGCUGAGAGACAGCCCCACCUCAGUCACCCCUCCACCCAUGUUCUUCCCUGACGAAGUGUCCGACUGGCCCAGCAGUAACCCCUUCACCUACUCCAGCCAGGAGCUGGCCAACCUGUUUGGACCCAGCCUCAGUGUCGGCCCUUUAGGCACAGAGCCCAACAACCCUGCACCUCCCUCUCCAACGAGCAAACCUUACUAUUUCAGGCCCAUGUUGGAGUCCCCUCAGAUGUUUGAUACUCCAUCCAGCCCUCCUGACUCCCUGUCAGACCAAGAUGGCUACCAGAGCAGCUCUGGAGGCAGCCUGAGUGGCUCCGAGUCCCCAACGCUGGACACCACCCGCCGCCUUCCCAUCUUCAGCCGCCUCUCCAUCUCUGACGACUAAACAGCGAGCACCCACCAAUGACUUUAUGUUUGAUGACACAAAGAGAACACGGCACUCCCCUCUACCUCUGCCCUUCUCCCAAGCCCCCCCCCCCCGUCUUCUCUUCACUCAACACACCGUGUCACUUCCUCGUUAGCAUUGUGAGGAUUUAGUCAAUUAAGGGAACUCGAACGAUCAUUUCAUCCAUUGAUCUGCACAGCAAGUGUUAAAGACCUAACCUGCCAUGUGUCAUAGUGCCAAAAAUGGAGAGGAAAUUGAACAAUGAAAAAAAAAUCACACGAACAAGAAUUGACUGUUUUUCCCCAGGUGCCACUUGUUUUUCUUUUUCUUUCUUAUUCUUAUUUGUUCUUGAAUGUGUAGCAGCACAAGUGGCCUUGGAAAGGGGCGUGCAUUGCACUAGCCUCCUAGCCCCCCCCUCCCUCACUCCCUCUUCCCCUCCCUGACGAUACCACUUCCCCCCCCCGAGCUAGCUAGAGGGUGCUCACUAACGUAAGUGUAGAUUUACCGCAGCCGUUUUUUACAGACUGAGUUAAGACAAAAGGAGAGGAAAAAAAAUAACAGACCCUGAAAUGAUAUGAAUAGUUUUUAAAAAAGAAAAAAAAAGUGCCUGGGGCGGUUUUUGCAUGUGUUUAGGGUGAAUGGACUACUGUUUGUUUUUGGUUCUUUCUCAUUUGCCCCCCCCCUCCACCACCCCCACCCCCAACCCCCCCCCCUGUCACGGUUCUUCGCGAGCUCGUCUUAUGUAAUUGUGGACUGGGUGAGUCUGCAGGAAGGACUUUGAACUGGAAGUUGGUUAUGUUUUCUUUUUUCCCCUCUCUUGAGUUUUUUCUCCUCCUGUUGCUGGUCACUGGCUUUUUUUGUUUUUGUUAUUUUUUCUGUGUCUCUGGGAAGGAAGUGUUGAUAUCAACCUGAUCAUUAAACCUGUAGGACUCUAGUCCCACUUCUCAACCCGGCCUCCCCUCCCUUCCUCUUCACCGAUCUGGGGAAUUCCAGCAUUCCCAUGGUGCAGUUCUACAUCCUGCGACUUGACGAGAUCGGAUCUCCAAGCUAUUUUACUUAACUUCUCCCCCCCCACCCACCCCCCACCCUUUAAAAGCCUGCUCUGAGGAGCUCUCUCUGUACUCAUUACAUCCCUUUUUUUUGCUUUCUUUAUUUGAUAAUUAUUUUUUAUUAAUGUUAUUAUUACGGUUAUUAUUAUUUGAAAAAACUUUCCAGACAGAAGGUUUUCUUGUCACUGCUUAUUUAACUUAUCAGAACAUAUUUAUUGGUGAUCAUAUGCAUUUUUUGUUAAUUUUGUUUUGUAUUUAUCUGGAUAAUGAACAAUAGAAUAUAUUUUCUUUUAUGUUAAAUUAUGAUCUUCCAUAUUAAUCUAAAGAUUGUGAAGACGUUUUUGUCAGUUUUCCUUUUUUCACAGUUUAAUAUAUUGUACUUCAAUGACUUGUUCUGCAACUACACUUUGUCAAAAUGAAACUUAAUUUAAAGCAAAAAAAAUGCAAAAAAAGAUGUUUUGCGUUUCGAUUAUUUAUUGUACUUUAUUCUUUACUCCCUCUUAUUGGACUGCAAUUCCAUCUUAGCUAGAUUUGCUUGUAUUCAUUCCUGAUGUCUCUUCCCCCCCCACAUGCCUUCCAAUAACCAGACAGUAACCGAAGAGGACUGCUUUUUUUUUUACAUGGAUUCAGCUCCUCUGUUUCUUUAGUCUCUGAUCUUGCCCCAGCUCUAAACAGAAGUAUUUUCACAGUACUUGGGUAGAUGGUGGAAAUGAAGGGGUUCCUAGCAGCCUCUCACAUCACUGGUUAAAUAGAGUCUCCAGCUUGGAAGCCUGGUGGUGUUGAAACAUCAGCAAUGAUCUCACACCCAGUCUGUUUUAUUACGAGCAAUAGCUGUGACCAAAUGGGUUGAGGAAAGUUGAUCUAGUUCUUUUAAUUUGAUUGGAUGCUUGAUGCACUUGCUUGGCGCCCACCCACCCCCCCGCCGCCCCUCUUGACCAUUGGAAGUGCCUCAUUGAAUACAUUCCAGGUAGCUAAGGCUUCUGUGGCCUUUUAUAUUUGAUAACAAUGGAGGAGAAAUAAUUUUUUAAGUCACUCGUCUUGCCUUCACGUGUUUUGGAAGAGGUGAACAGAUUUUUGACACAAAGAAAGUAAAAACUGUUGAAUGUAUUUUUUCAGCCAUUUUUUUUUUCCACUACAGUAAUUUCUGUGAGUUAAUAUGAAAACUGUUUUGUUUUUUUUCUCUCUUUUGUAAGUAUUGAUUGCAGUUAAGUCAAUAAACCCCAUAUUUUUGGAAAAGUUGAA